AUGGAUACCGACAUGGCGUCAUUCGUUCCCGAGCAAGAAGAGAUGGAUAAGCGAUCGAGCGCACUAGUAGCGCCACUGAACAUUCAGAAGUCACCAAGAAGGUCGCGAUCGCGUGUCGGCCGGGGCGUUUUCGGUCACAGCAGGCAGUCGUCCUCAAGAGGAACUCUAUCGAGCCGGUCGCAAUCACAGAUAUCGCCUCCUCUAACACCCAAGACUUCCAGCGAGGCUAUGGCUCAACAGCAGCAGGAGCAGCAGCAUCCUCAACCCGUCUUCCACAACUACCUCCGCGCAUUUUACCAUUACAGCCCAAGCUCAACGGUAUCCUCGUCGACCGACGAAUCUUCCAUCACCGUCGCCAUCAACCAAGGCGACGUUAUCCUUGUUCAUUCCGUUCAUCCUAAUGGUUGGGCUGAUGGUACACUCUUAGCUUCAGGGGCCCGCGGGUGGCUGCCCACCAAUUACUGCGAACCUUAUGACAAUCCAAUAAUCCGGAACCUGUUGACCGCGUUAACGUAUCUCUGGGAUUUGGUGCGCGAUGGAGAGAAUGGCGAUCUCGGUGCAUUUUCGAGACAAGAUUAUGUAAAGGGCAUGAUUGUUGGCGUGCGCCUGUUUCUCGAAAGGACUGAAUGCUUGCAGAAAGACUCACGCCUCAUCCUCACCCAUGUAAGCUUACGGCGUAUGCGGAAAGCUCUCUUGGGAGAUUUGUCCACACUAGUCAAAACAGCCAAGACCUUGCAAGAGGCCUUGCAAUCGAACGAACUCCAGGUUCCCGUGUUCGAGCACAUGGACGAGCUUGUUUUCAAAUCAUUUAAGCUGGUCACCCGGGCCGUCCGGUUCCUCGACAUCUGGACAACGGACGCGGUGGCGCUGUCGCUUUUCGAGCUUGGCGACGCAAGUAGUCAUCGACCACUCACCCCGCCGUCCGACUCAGCCGACGCUGCUGUGGAACCAACAGAAACAUCAGCUCCUGCUGGCGAGAACAGACUUCUAGCGAACGGCUGCGACUCUCCAGUCACACAAGGUACACCGUCUGCACACGACGACUGGUACAGCGCAACCGCACACCCCUCACGAAACCUGAACCGCCUAUCGGUUGCCUUUUCUUUGCCUUCAGAGCCAGACUCUCUUCAAUCACCGGUACUGCCUUCGCGCUCAUCAGUCCAGUCGAAACGUAUUUCCGUGACGCACCGAUUGUCGUACACCGGUAAAUCAGCAAGUGCACGUAAAGGAAACUUAGCCACCGAGAAGCUGAACGCCGCACACGACGCUUUCUUGGGCUACAUUGGUUCUUUCAUCGGGCUGCACCUCCAAUCACGGUCUUCUGAAGAGCUCGCCCAGAUUACCCAACACUCCGUUGUUGCGUGUCGCCAACUACUCAAAGUCGUCGAAGAAGUAUGGGAACGAGACUCGCGAAGAUCCGAACAGCUGGAAGAAGCACGAGAUACCAUGUAUACCCGUUUGACCGACCUAGUGCAAGCGACCAAGGACAUGUUCGUGAAUGCCGACACUGAUGUUGAAGAGGUGGUAGCGCCCGAGGCAGGGAAGCAGAUCGUCGCUGCUGCCACAAGCUGUGUUCGCUCUGCUGGUGACUGUGUCACCAAAGCUAGAGUAGUGAUUGAGAGGAUUGGUGACUUCGAGUUUGAAGCUGAGCCUGCUGGUCUAGGGCUGUCAGAAACGAUGUUCAACGAGCCCGAUACGGAGAACCAAGUGUCCACGGUUAGGUCCGCCUCGCCGAAGCCUACGGAUACCGUUCUAGAGACGAACAAACCACUACCCGCUACGCCAAUUGAGCAACGUGAGAUGCCUCCACCACUAGUCAUCUCAGAAUCGAAGCCACUUCCUGAGGUGCCGCAACCCUCACCUCUCGAUACCAACAGACUCAGCCUUCAACCAUCGACCCAGUCCGUCAUUGUCGAGAGCCCAACUGCCGUGUCGUUCAGAUCGUCCCGAUCAUCGUUGCCUCCUCUCAAUGCGGUACCAACUCCGUCACUACCUCCGCCUCACGCAUCUGACUCCGUCGAGAGUCCCAUAAGCACGGCCCAGGAAAGUUUCGCCGGUUCUACUAAAACUGAUAGCAUCUACGUUUCUGUGAAUGACGGAAGCAGCACCUACUUCAGUGCCCAAGGUGAUUCUGGAAGCAUUCUUUCGCACACGUCGACACGUGCUACUACCCCAGAUCAUUCGCCUACGAAGAAGGAGAGUUGCCAGACUUUAAUCAGCAGUUUCGGCAGUUCCUCCGAGCUUCGAUCUUUAGCAAGCGAGGAUGUCGCUGCUGGCGAAGAGCACUUGUUGGAGACUACCUACGUGCAUGAAUUGAUCUAUAACAAGGAAGGUCAAAUCUCUGGCGGUUCCCUUCCAGCGCUCGUAGAGCAGCUGACCACUUUCGAGUCUACUCCAGACGUCAUCUUCGUCAACGCCUUCUAUCUUACUUUCCGUCUCUUCACAACACCGCUCGAUCUGGCGCAGUGCCUUAUCGACCGUUUUGACUACAUCGGCAGCAGUCAGACAGUUGGAGUUCCGGUCCGUCUCCGUGUCUAUAAUGUCUUCAAGGGUUGGCUAGAAAGCCAUUGGUGUGGCGAGAGUGACUCUGCUGCUCUGGGCGUGAUCCUUGCGUUUGCAACUGGAAAGCUCCGUGCAGCCAUGCCUGCUGCUGGCAAAAGACUCGCCGAACUGACUUCCAAGGUGACAGAAGUAAGGGCCGGAGCUCUUGUACCUCGCUUGGUGUCUUCAAUCAGCAAGACGGGUGCUUCAAACUCAGCUUUCACCCUUGCUGAUAGCAACGUUCCGUCACCAAUUGUAACCAAGAGCCAACUUAACGCCUUGCGAGGUAGUAAAGAGGGCAGAACGCAGUGCAGCAUCCUGGACUUCGAUCCUCUAGAGCUUGCCAGACAGUUCACCAUUAUCGAGUCGAGGCUCUUCUGUGCCAUUCAGCCCGAAGAGCUCCUUGCCUUGGAAUGGACAAAGAAGAAAGAUUCCAAGGCUCGCAACGUCAAAGCGAUGUCAACUCUCUCGACCGACCUGGCAAACUUGGUUGCCGAUACCAUUUUGCAGCUUGAGGAUGCAAAGAAACGCGCAGUCGUUAUCAAACAAUGGGUCAAGGUUGCGGCGAAGUGCUUGGAGCUCAACAACUACGACUCAUUAAUGGCCAUCAUCUGCUCGCUCAACUCUUCCAUGGUCAUGCGUCUCAAGCGUACCUGGGAGCUUGUAUCUGCAAAGACCAAGACUCGUUUAGACGAACUCAAAGCGAUUACCGACGUGGGACGCAACUAUGCGGUGCUCCGACAGCGUCUGCAGAACCACAUCGCGCCAUGCAUUCCGUUCGUCGGCAUCUAUCUUACCGAUCUUACUUUUAUUGAUGUCGGAAACGGCACCACGCGACAGCUUCCUGGUGACUCUGGUUCUGACAGCGUCUCUGUCAUCAACUUCGACAAACACAUGAAGACAGCCAAGAUCAUUGGUCAGCUUCAAUCAUUCCAAGUUCCUUACCGGCUAGCUGCCAUCCCAGAGAUGCAGGAAUGGAUGGAGAGCCAGAUCCAGCGAAUGCACGCAAGCGAUCAGGCCAAUGUCCAAAGCUAUUACCGUCGAUCGCUGCUUCUCGAACCGCGAGAGGCACAGCACUCCGUAAGAGGCUCACCAUCUAUUGACAACAGUGCGCAAAGCACCUUUUCGGCAGAAAGCCGAACCAAUUCGAAAGAUAAGUUCGAGUUUCUGAACUUCAACUUCUCCACCGCGAACCUGAAGGGUUCAUAG
This is a messenger RNA of Alternaria postmessia, 3750 nucleotides long. RefSeq lists its product as uncharacterized. Gene Ontology annotation, molecular function: guanyl-nucleotide exchange factor activity; protein binding. The transcript is spliced from 2 exons. Lineage: Eukaryota; Fungi; Ascomycota; Dothideomycetes; Pleosporales; Pleosporaceae. Gene Ontology annotation, biological process: Ras protein signal transduction; positive regulation of GTPase activity. Gene Ontology annotation, cellular component: plasma membrane. The coding region runs from base 1 to 3750 and encodes 1249 amino acids. The record is from RefSeq and is a predicted model, not a curated record.